AUGCAUACAUCCAUUAAUUCUAUUCUCUUGUUUUUAAUAUUAUUCACCAAAUAUGCAGUUUGCUACGCUCCUGGCGAACGAUUUGAAUUGGUAGCAGCAAUUAUAGCAAAUAAAUUAUAUUUUUGUGCCGGAGUUAAAACGGAUUUUACUCCACAGAAUGACCUUUUUUAUAUCGAUCUGAAUCAACAAUUUGAUGCUUCCGAUCCACCAUUUCAAUUCCAGAAUAAUAUAACAAGUACUCAUGAUGGUUCAGCAGUCGUUCAUGAAAGCAAGAUAGUCAUUUUUGGUGGUGGACUUACUAAUCGCAUUAUAAUUAUUGAUGAACCAUCCGGUCUUAGCAAAAUAAUUAGUAGCGAUAACAGCUCAGCGUGGCCAUCUCCAAGAAGAUUCCCUACUGCUUGA
Molecule: messenger RNA, 402 nt
Organism: Scutellospora calospora
Lineage: Eukaryota; Fungi; Glomeromycota; Glomeromycetes; Diversisporales; Gigasporaceae
Source: the annotation of a GenBank genome assembly